AUGAACAACCAAACUCUCCCAAAAGAACAGAAAGAGGAAAAGAAAGCACCACAGCCGACAGAAUUUGAUUUUGAUGAUACAAGCUUAGAGCUUUCAACCAAAUUAACUCCUAGGAAGACACCAGGUUCCUUGAAAGGAAAGAAACGUGUGGCAAGAAUGGACAAAGUCCUUGAUGACUUGAUCAGACAAAGAAAAGCAACAGAAGCUUCAAAGGACCAACGCAAAAAAGUCAGUCCCAAGACGCCUCGUGGUGCAGGAGCUGGCCGUUUCUUCUCCUCCCCUAGAACCCCAGUGUCUGCUGAAAAGUAUACUCCUUCAGUCACUCCUCUUACAACUCCUCGGGGCUCUGGUGCAAAGAGUCCACAUAACCGUCUGCUGGGUGCCAAAUACACACCGCCAUUUCGCUCAGCAUCUACGUCGCCUCGCACUCCAUCCAGUCCUAAAACUCCUACAAGUACUGAAAAGACACCAACAACCUCGCCUGUUGGAUGUAUGAAGAUGAUCGUUACUGACAAAGCGCCUUCUCCCACUGUUGCUAAAGUUAUGGAAGCUGAUGCCAGUGAGGGCAUUACAAAAUUGACUUGUGCAUCUCCGAUGGUCACAAGCACAUCUAGCACUACAAAGUGCACCCCUCUAGCUCAAACUCUUAUGAGUGAGCCGAUGGUAAGCUCCCAUCUCUCUGAUAAUUCUUUCUUCAACAAACCUCGAAAUUCUCUUCCACAAGUUACAGCUCAUCCUAUCUCUAGUACUACUGUUGCCACCACCACUACUACUGCCUCUUCUAUCAAUGCACCUGUUAACUCUUCCUUAUCCACCAACUCUCCUGCACAUGCUGCUACCCACCAGCAUUUUACUACUGUACAGACUGUGGCUGGUCAGCGUCCUAGUCUCUCACUUUUUACCCACCAAAAUUCUGGAGUUGGCCAAAAUGUGCCCCAACCUGGAAUUGCUCGUGUCACCCAAGCACACCUUCCCAAUUCUCCUCUUUCCCAGCCAGCCCGGUCUCCACAUGCUCAGUCCCCUCUAAGCCAACCUGCUCAUUCUCCUAUGACUCAUACCAGUCAGUCACCCAUGAGUCAUACUGUUCAGUCACCAAUGACACAACUCAGUCAGUCUCCCUUAUCCCAACCUGUUAACUCACCAAUGAGCCAGGCAACCCAGUCUCCUAUUUCUCAGCCCAUACAGUCUCCUAUGAGUCAGCAUUCGCAGUCCCCAAUGACACAGCUGGCUCAGUCACCCAUGGCACAACCUGCUCAGUCUCCAAUGAGUCAGACUUCUCAGUCCCCAACUGCCCAGUCUCCAUUAGCUCAGACAGCACAAUCGCCCUCUGCAUCCCAAUCUCAGAUUGCUCAAGCUAGUCAGCUGCGUGGAACAGUGCAGCAGAAUAUAUCUGGUGCCAAGCCACGGCUUAACUUGUCAGGAAAACCUAGGGUUUCCACCACGGAUAAGCCAAAGUUGUCCAUGGCUAGCAAACCACGUCUGUCUUUAGCUUCCCCUUUGUCUGUUUCAACCUCAACUAUCCAAUCACACUUGAGCAGCACACCAACAUUGCAAGCUCAACUCAACCAGGCAGUACAGCAUCAAGUUCUUCAACAGCACCUGAGUCAAACAACCCAGCAGCAGGCAUCCCAGCUGGUUCAACAACAGCGUGCACAAGCCAUUAAUCAGCAACAGAUGAAUCAGGCAGUUGCUCAGCAACAGAUGGUGUCAGUUACCGAGUCAGCUCAAGCUCAAUUGAGCCAACAGCAGCAGCAGCAGCAGCAGUUAGCUCAACAGUUGCAGUUGAACCAACAGUCUCAAGCACAGCUGAGUCAGCAACAGCAACAACAGUUAGCUCAGCAGCAGCAGCAGCAGUUAGCUCAACAACAGUUGAGCCAACAACAGCAGCUGCAGCAGCUUAGUCAACAGCAGGUGCAGACUCCGCAGCUAACACCACAGCAGCAGCAACAGUUGACCCUAGCACUGGCCCAACAGCAACUCAACCAACAGCAGCAAACUGGGACUCAGUCCAUGUCUCCACAAAUGGCCCAUCAGUUGAGCCAGUUAAUAAAACAGCAAAGGAUUCAGCUGACUUUGAGACAGCAAAGAGCUGCUCAACAGCAGCAACAACAGCUGGCUCAAGUAAAGGCUCAGCAGUUAGUCUCAACUCAGCAGUUAGUUCAGCAACAAUUAGCCCAGUUAAAUGCACAGCAGAUGGCACAAACAACAUCGCAACCCCAGUUGACUCAGUCGACAGUUUUGACUAGCCAGUCACUUGCCCAACCAAAUGUGACGGCUGCUUCCCCAGCACCAAAGGUUUGGAGCAAGCCCUCAGCUCAACAUCAGCUUCUUCAAGCAGCUCUUUCUCAAGUCCCACAGAACCAAGCAAGUUUGAGCCAGAUGAUUCAAGCAGUUAAAUCUCGAAUGACUCAGGCCAGUAAUCCGCAUUUGUUGAAAUCUAUUUCCCAGUUAAACCAAGCCAGUCAAUCCCAGAUAAACCAAGGUGCUCAGUUGCAUAUUAAUCAGCCUCAAAGUACACUGACAAGUUCAUCUCCAUCACUAUCCACGCUUGUCAUGGCUUCACAGUCCCUACCCACUUCAAGUACUCCCACUCACUCUGCCUCUGCUGUACCUUUCCACUCUUCUGAUAAUGUUCAAAACACUUCCCAGGCUAGUGGUCACCUCACUCAAGUGGUUUAUCAUUCACAGCCUUCUCUUGUAACUAACCCAUCUCACGUUGGUCCUCCACCUACGACUAGUGCUGCACAAACAGCGACACAACAACUAUCUCCAGCCAUCACACAGCCCUCACUGUUGGUGCGUAAGGAAGAAACAAUCCCAGCACAACAAACACAACUUGGAAUACAGCGAAAUGAAUCUACAGACUAUAAGCUUUCCAUUUUUACACAGGCUCCCUCAUCAUCUGCCACUGUGACGACUGCAGAACCGGUUGCCACUCCCCAGUUUGUGUCACAAGCCCAGGCUACUCGGACAGAUGCAUCACAGAGCCUUUCCAGACAGUUGCCUAACUUGGGACGGAAAUCAUCCCUCACUGGUGAAGCUGGAGGAUUGUCUACUCAACUAACAGUUUCUGAAGCGCCUAGCAGUCAGGCAGGAACAAUUGUUGGUCAAAGCAGCCAGCCUCUGACAACUCAAACCAGAUUUGUGCCUUCUAAUUUGCUGCAGACGAGUACAGAAUCAACUCUACUUGGCCGUGACAAGUUUGUUGCACCAAGUGAUGCCAUUGCUUCAAACCAAGAAAGGUUUACUCUAGUCACCAUGGGCCAGGCUAUAAAUCGAUCUGUUCACUCAACAGUCAGUCAGGCAAGUGAACUUUCAUCCCCAUCUGGUCGGGAACGCCUAACAUUGGCAUCCAUGCUGCAGCCUUUUGACAUGGCUGGACUUUCCCAACAAGAGAAGCAAACCCUCUCCACUCUAACGCAGUCUCGUGAUCUUUCUUUUCUACAAAAUUGUACUCCUGAGAGUGAAGGAACUACUGGUACUUCUCAGCAGUUCUCUACUAUAAAUAAACCUACUUCUACUGUGGGAUUCCCUCAGACCCAUAUGCAAAUUGGGGAUCCCCAGGUUUCUCAGUCUUUUAUAAUGCCUUCAUAUGGUGUGUCAGCCAUGAUUGGCAAGCCUCCACCUCCUUAUUCAGUUGCUAUUGCUGAGAAAGCAUUGUCGCUUAGGACAUCAAUGGCUGGUCGUAAGGACACUAACAUUGUCACUCAGCUUCCGUCAGCAACUGUGGCUUCUGUGACAUCAGCUGCUGACAAAACUGUGACAUUUGUUAAAAAACCUGAGACAUCUCUACCUUCAACUACAGUUGCAGUUUGGGUAACCACUCCAAACACAUCCUCAGAAGUAGGAACCAAUGUUGCCUCGGGUCACUCCUCCGUUGUAACCACUCAGCUGGGUGUGAACUCCCAGCCUGCUACUAGUACCCAAGUAUCCGUCCAGAAGAUCUCUCAGCAACAACCCCAGCAAUCAGCAGCAGCAACAGGUGAGAUUAAUAAAACUCAAACUGAGAAAGAUGAUAAACAAACUAUGGAUUUGGUCAAUACAUCCCUCUCGGCUGUACGCACAGCCAUUAGCAUGGGCAACCAGUUGUACUCCCCAACUGUUACCAAGGAUAAUCUAUUAAUUCGCAAAAACUUACUGGGAUUUUCUUCUCUUAAUAAACCUACUACAGCUUCGGAAAUGGCCAAUGUGACAACAUCUGGCACUUCAUCAAUAGCCGCUAAUAACUCUUUGCUUCAGCAUAUGUUGGGAACAUCCACUUCAGAACACUUAACAACUACUACACCCCACUUGAUACCCUCGGUGUCAGCUCACGAACUUAACUUACAAAAGAUGUCUCUGAGUAGUGCCUCUGUCACCAGUAGCUCAAAUCUUGGUGCCUUGACAACAUCCCAUUCUCUCAGUCAGCCGUCUGUCACUCCGAGCACACCGUCUACUCGGCCACGGUUGACCACCAUUGCAGCUUUAUUGAAUAUUGAUUCAGGUCCUAAAACCCAGGCUGAGCUGCAGAUAAGACAGCUUUCAAUGGCAGGGAUCACAACAACAGAUGGAUCAUCUAUAUCAAACCUAGGCCAGACGCUCAGUAUUAUUUCGCCAGUUACUAGUUUCUCUACAGCAGUUAGCAAAACUGUUAAUCCUUCAUCUAUUGCUACAACCAGUCAGGUUACAAUGGUACCUGCCCUGACAACAAAACCAAAUCCAAACAAUCAUUCAACUACAAAUACAGCUGACAGUUCCCAAACAGAGCAGCAGCAAACUCCAGUUUCUGAAUCUUGA
Molecule: messenger RNA, 4776 nt
Organism: Acanthosepion pharaonis
Lineage: Eukaryota; Metazoa; Mollusca; Cephalopoda; Sepiida; Sepiidae
Source: the annotation of a GenBank genome assembly